CUGUUGGUUUGAGGAUGAGAGUGUAUGAUCGAAUAAUGUGCUUUGUUAACUGUCACUUCGCUGAACAUCUAGAAGCGGUUAAUAGUCGCAAUGCAGACUUUGAUCAUGUAUACUAGACAAUGUCCUUCAGUCGACCAACUAAUCUCUUCAAUGUCGCUUCCGGUACAAUACUGUACCUAUUCUUGUUUAGUUCGCUUGUCUUCUCAAUGUAUUUAUUUUGGCUUGUUUAUAGAUCUGGAUUGCCAUUGGUCCUUUCUGUUGCAGCUAGUGCUUCAUGUGCUGCUCAGGUGCUUCGAAAUACAACUACUGGUGUUGCCUACUCUGCUGAAGGGAUGCCUGAAUUAUCUGAGGCAGACAUGGUCAUAUAUCUUGGUGAUCUUAAUUAUCGAUUAGAUGGUAUAUCUUAUGAUGAAGCUAGAGAUUUUGUGUCACAAAGAUGUUUCGAAUGGCUUAGAGAAAAGGAUCAACUUAGAGCAGAAAUGGAAGCUGGAAAUGUCUUUCAAGGAAUGCGUGAGGCAGAUAUUAGGUUCCUCCCACAUACAAGUUUGAAAGACACCAAGUUGGUUUAGCAGGUAACUUUUUCUGUGCAAGUAGUAUUGUUCAGUUUAUGCCAAUUGAACUGUUCGAGAGAG
Molecule: messenger RNA, 632 nt
Organism: Humulus lupulus (European hop)
Lineage: Eukaryota; Viridiplantae; Streptophyta; Magnoliopsida; Rosales; Cannabaceae
Product: type II inositol polyphosphate 5-phosphatase 15-like
Exons: 2
Coding region: 120-569 (149 amino acids)
Biological process (GO): phosphatidylinositol dephosphorylation
Source: RefSeq, a predicted model, not a curated record